Messenger RNA from Tetrahymena thermophila SB210, 813 nucleotides. RefSeq lists its product as hypothetical. Lineage: Eukaryota; Ciliophora; Oligohymenophorea; Hymenostomatida; Tetrahymenidae. The transcript has a single exon. The record is from RefSeq and is a predicted model, not a curated record.
AUGUGUAAGGCUAAAGUUGUUAACUAAUUGGUAUAUUAAUUCAAGUCAAAAUUGAAGAAGCUAAAUAAGAUAAUUUAUUUGAUUAAGCUGAGUCAUAUUUAAAAUAUAAAAAAUAUUGUAAUCUCAGAAAGUUGGAACUCAACUCAAUUUUUCUUUUUCAUCCUGUUGAAGUACAAAAAUGAAACUAUAAAAUUUUCCAUUUUGCUUAAAUUAAAUUUAAAAUAGAGAUCACUUGAAAAGGAUAAAUAUAAAUUCAAUGUUUAUGAUCUAUCUAUCUAUUUAUAAUUUGUGAGAAUAAUUCAAGAAGUGGUUUAAGAAAUUAAAAAGAAUUUUAGCCAUAGAAGUAUGCGAUCAAAGGAGAAUGAAAACUUAUUACAAUUUAUUUUUAUAUACAAAGGGAAUAGAAUUUAGUAUAUUUAGAUAAAGUAAUAGGGGAAAAGAAUAACAAUCAAACAAACAAACAAAUAAAAAACAAUAAAUAAAUAAAUUAUUUAGUUAAUUAAUUAAUUGUAUGUAUAUAUGCAUGCAGUACUAUCAUAAUAGAUAGAAGGAAUAAAUAAAUUGGUUAAUGAACAAUAAAUAAAUAACACAGAAUUGAAACAUUAUGAAUAUUUUAUAAAAAGUUAAAGCAGAUUUACUAUUUUAACAAUAAGUAAUUAAAUCAGUCUAAAUGCAAAUAAAAAGAGUUAAGGAAGAAUUAUUAAUAUUUAAAUAGAAAAAGAGGUAAAUCAAAUAAAAAAAAGAAGAAGACAAAGAAAUAAAAAAAAGCAGAAAAUAAAUAUAACAAACAAGUAUUAAAAACUGCCCUUUUGA